This is a messenger RNA of Diceros bicornis minor, 5299 nucleotides long. RefSeq names its product ceramide synthase 1 (gene CERS1). Gene Ontology annotation, cellular component: membrane. Gene Ontology annotation, biological process: ceramide biosynthetic process. Gene Ontology annotation, molecular function: sphingosine N-acyltransferase activity. The record is from RefSeq and is a predicted model, not a curated record. Bases 367 to 1590 code for a protein of 407 amino acids. The transcript has 7 exons. NCBI's taxonomy places the organism in Eukaryota, Metazoa, Chordata, Mammalia, Perissodactyla, Rhinocerotidae.
AGGCCGAGGAGGCGCUGGGCCGACUCCGUCCUCCCGCCCUCUGCACCUCCGAUUCUUCGGCUGGGGAAUGGGCUGGUGCGCGGGCCCGCCGCCAAGACGCGGCGCAGUAACUCCGGGACUUAUCCGCCUGUGAUCCCCGCCGCUGCCUGCGGGGGACCCAGCACCCGUGUGGCCCCCAGCUCGCGGACGCCACGCUAGGGCCCCGCGUCCUCGCCGGGGCGGAGCUUGCGACGGCCCCGCCCCUCCGUCCCCCGCGCUCCGGCCGGCGCGCCCCCAGCCCAGCUGCGGCGCGUGACGCGGGGCGCGCGGUUCUGGCGGCCACCGCGGACGGGCGCAGGCGGCGGGGACGGCCGGCGGACAGGAGGCAUGGCGGCAGCGGGGACCACGGCGGGGCCGGCGGGGCCCGAGCCCAUGCCGAGCUACGCGCAGCUGGUGCAGCGCGGCUGGGGCAGCGCGCUGGCGGCGGCGCGGGGCUGCGCGGACUGCGGCUGGGAACUGGCGCGCCGCGGCCUGGCCGAGCACGCGCACCUGGCGCCGCCCGAGCUGCUGCUGUUGGCGCUCGGCGCGCUCGGCUGGACGGCGCUGCGCUCGGUGGCCACCGCGCGCCUCUUUCGGCCCCUGGCCAAGUGGUGCCGCCUCCAGCCUAGAGAUGCCGCCAAGAUGCCUGAAAGCGCCUGGAAGUUUCUCUUCUACCUGGGCGCCUGGAGCUACAGUGCCUACCUGCUCUUCGGCACCGACUACCCCUUCUUUCACGACCCGCCCUCCGUCUUCUACGACUGGACACCGGGCAUGGCGAUACCACGGGACAUCGCAGCUGCCUACCUGCUGCAGGGAAGCUUCUACGGCCAUUCCAUCUAUGCCACGCUGUACAUGGACGCCUGGCGCAAGGACUCAGUGGUCAUGCUCGUCCACCACGUGGUCACCCUGGUCCUCAUCGUCUCCUCCUACGCCUUCCGGUACCACAAUGUGGGCAUCCUUGUGCUCUUCCUACAUGACAUCAGCGACGUGCAGCUGGAGUUCACCAAGCUCAAUGUCUACUUCAAGUCUCGCGGAGGCUCCCACCACCGGCUGCACGCUCUGGCAGCCGACCUGGGUUGCCUCAGCUUCAGCCUCAGCUGGUUCUGGUUCCGCCUCUACUGGUUCCCACUCAAGGUCCUGUAUGCCACGAGCCACUGCAGCCUGCGCUUGGUGCCUGACAUCCCCUUCUACUUCUUCUUCAACGCACUCCUGCUGGUGCUCACCAUCUUGAACCUCUACUGGUUCCUGUACAUCGUGGCUUUUGCUGCCAAAGUGUUGAUGGGCCAGGUGCGUGAGGUGAAGGAUGUGCGGGAAUACGAUGCAGCGGAGGCUCCAAGCCCCAAGCCCAGCAAAGCUGAAGUGUACCAGGGGACACGCUGCCAUGGUCGACCCCGUGGGCACCACCAGCAGAACUUGAUUCCUCAAGGAUGGCUGGAGUUAGUGCAGGUGGGUAUGAAACGGGAUGGGCUAAAACGCAAUGCGAAUACAGCAGAGCUGGUCAGGACACCUCAAAACCGCCAGGUCAUGGAGACAAAGAAGACGGAGGAACUGUCCCAGAUCAGAGGAGACUAAGGAGAUGUGAUGACUGAAUGCAGUGUGAGAUCCUGACCCAGAAGAACAACACCUUGGACAAACUAGUGAAAUCGAAAUGGCGUCUACGGUUUAGUUCAUGGCAGUGUCCCAGCGUUGGUUUCGUAGCAGAUGUACUGUGGAAGUAUAAGACGUUCACAUUCGGGGAAGCUCUGUACUAUCUUUGCAAGGCUUCUGCAAAUCUCAAAUUAUUCUAAAAUUAAAAGUUCAUUAAAAAAAUAAAAGGCAUGAGAGACCAUCAAAAAUGGCACUGGAUGUUAUAUUAGUUUUGGGGGGCCGUUGUAGCAAAUGACCACAAACUGGGUGGCUUAAAACAAUAGAAAUUUAUUUUCUCACAGUUCUGGAGGCCAGAAAUCUGAAAUCCAAGUGUUGCAGGGCCGUGUCCCUCUGGCGGCUCUAGGGAGGAACCUUCCUUGUCUCUUCCAGCUUCGGGGGCUCCAGGGCUCCCUUGGCUUGUGGCUGCGCCCCAAUCUCCCUCUUUCAUCUUCACGUGGCCUUCUCUUCUCUCUGGCUCUUCUUUCUUAGAAGGAUAUUGGUCAUUGGAUUUAGGGCCCACCCUAAAUCCAGUAUGAUCUCACCCCAGAUUCUUUCACUUAAUUACAUCUGCAAAGACUUUUUCCAAAUAAAGUCGCAUUCACAGGUUCCAGAGAUUAGGACGUGGACAUAGCUUUUCAGGGACCACCUCUUAACCUACUGGAGAUGAUAAGGUUCAAAUGAGUAGAAGCAGCUGGAGAGAGCAUCAGUCAGUUGAAAGCUGUGAAGAAAUUACCCAAAAUGCAGCAUAAACAGAUGGGAAAUAUGAAAGCUAGAAUUCUAAGAAUUAUCUAGUCUAGCGGAGUUCUAACAGGAGACAAGCAGGGAGAGACAAGAUGAGAAGACAUAAUGCUGAGGAUUUUCCAGAAAGUGACAAGACAGAAAUCAUAAGCAGGAUGAAUAAAAAGGCAUCCAUGCCCUGACACAUCAUAGUGAAAACGCCAAAGAGCCCCAGAACGGAAGAGAUGACCUACAAAAUAAUGGCAGACUGCCCGCAACCAAGGAUCUGGAGGACUGGGGGUAACAUAGCCCCUCAGGUGCUGAAAGGAAGUAACAAGCAACUGAGAAUUUCGUUCACAAUUUCAAGAGAUAGAACACCCUCAGGAACAAAAUCUGAGAAAGUUGACCACCGUCACAUCUUCUCUACACACAUAUUUCAGAAAACAGGAGACUAUCCCAAGAGGUAGGUCAGCAGAGAAAUUGACACAUAUCUGGGUAAAAAUGUUUAAAUGCCUAAUUUGAGAGAUUAAAAAAAUUAGAACUGAAGUAUCAAACAUUAUUGAAACAGGUUUGGGGCUUUGCAUUUUACAAGAGGCUGGGGUUACCUUUAGGCUGUACUAAGUACUUUUGUUAACACUGUUACAGCGUAGAGGGAGAAUGAAACAAAAAAACACAAAAAUAAAUGCAAAAUAAAAUAAGGGUAGAAUCUCAAAUAUUAGGCAUUCAAAUAAGCAUACAUGGAAUAAGCCUGACAGUCACGAGAUUGGGUUCUUUUUUUAAAUCCACCUCUAUACUGAUUAAAAGACUUCAUCUCCAUGGUACGCAAAAGUUGCCAGUAAAAGGACAGGAAGAGAAAUCCAGGUGUAAUUCUUGAUCUGGAACGUUCCGCAUGACGCAGCCAUGAAGCUCAGGGAGCCGGGGCCAUGGGAGGUGGUCCAGGCUCGUGCUCAUGGAGCAGCAGAGAAGCAGAGUGAACAGAUGUUCUUACACACAGGAGCGUUUCUCAAAAUUGACCAAGCCAAGCCCCAGGGGAAACCCCAGUCUCGCAGAACCAGGAUCAUGCAGACCGUAUAGACGCAAACUCAGGUUUGAAAAUGGUAAGAAAACUGACAAGAACCACUUUGAAGUAAUUCAAGAGUCAGACACAAAUCAUGUGGUGACUAAGCAGCGCCGGCCCCUCCUCAGCCCCCCUGUCUUCCUUCCUGCUUCCCCAGUGGCUCUCGAAUCCUGGGCCCCCCACCCCAAGCUGGUUCUCUCUUCUGAUCCCCCCACGGGGCCCCUGGUCAUCUGGCAGACCACCCUCCUGGACCGACGCCUUCAGCCCGCUGGGCUGGUCCCCAUGCCCUGGUCAUGACCAGGCACCUCUGUCGGAAGCCCCCGUCAUCCUCUCGGGGGGCUGCCGGGACCACUGGCCAUCGAGGGGCCCUCAGCUGACCUGCCAGAUGACACCCUCGUCUUCGUACACCCGCUUCCACCUCCACUGCACUUGUGGCUGCUCCACGGCCUCUGAAGAGCUGUGACCCGCACCUCUGGCCCUUGCUGCUGCGCCACCAUGGGCCAGAGCACCCUUGGUGCCGCCCAUGCAGUGCCAACGUGCCCACUCCUCCUCGGCCACCAACUGCCCUCAUCAUUGUCCCCUCCACCGGUGACCUGACCUCUGUGUCCCCGAGAAGGCAGGAGUGGCCAGGUGAGGACAUCCACCCUCGCACUGUCCGGCUGCUUCAGUGGACGUCCUGUCUCCCUCCAAGGCCACCAUCCCGGGCCAGGGGUGUCCACACUCUUUCCUGCUCAAGAUCGUCCCCAUCCUGGAGAGAAGCCGCUCUCUCGGCCCUACCCCGCCAGCCUGGCCCAUUCGUCCCCCUCCACAGCACGGCUCCUCCCUCCCCUCCAUCCUGGAACCUUCCUCCCACCGCCCCCUGAGACCCCUCCUGUCCGGCUCCACCCAGCCGUUAUUGCUGCUAAACUGGGGUCACCUCACCAUCUUUUUUUUUCAAUAAUAGUUUUAUCGAGAUAGCAUCUCACACCAUACAACUCGCCCACUUACUGUGUAGAAUUCAGUGUUUUCCCUCCUUUCACAGAAUUCUGCAACCGUCACCACAGUCUUAGAACAUUUUCGUCACCGCCAUAAGAAACCCCACACCCAAUCCAGCGCCCCGUCACACGCCCACCAGUCUCCUCUGCUCCCCACUUCCCAAGGGCCCCUUUUCGCCCUGAUUCUGGUGCGUUCUUGCUCCGUCUUUGGCCUACCCUCUCCCAGGGCCCCUUCACUUCAUCCACCAGACUCCCCAGUUUCUCUCCUGGCUCACAAUGCUCCUCUGAGCUCCAUCCUCUGUCUCCAGCAUCUGCUUGAUAUUCCAAGCAUCUUCUAAAAUAUCGAAAGUCAAGCCCCAACUCCCCCCACCCCCCAAACUGCCUCUCCUGAAUGUUGGCCCAUCGCAGGUGAUGGCAACUUGGGGGGAAAAAACCUUGCAAAACCCUAGGGAGCCCCCUCUCCCUCCCUCUCCUCCUCGUCCUCGAGGAAACAUCCAGAAGCUACUUGACUGGCCGCCUGCCUCAUCUCCCUUUAGCCUCCCUCUCGCCGAUUUCUUCCCUAUGGUGUGCACCAAAACAGAAAGGUGCAAACCUGGCAUCGUAGAGAGGCCACUCUCCCCCAAAUACUAACUGUGUUUUGAGGGGAGAGGGGGCCCUUGGAAGCUUGUGCACAAAAAGCAACCAGAGUCAUCAGGAAAACUGGUAAAAGGCAUGGAGUGGGGGUACCAAUCGCUGAAGGUAUGGAACUUACUAUAAAAGUAUAGGAAUUAAAACAGCGCGGGAACCGAGCUGAGUCCAUAGACGGAACAGACCUGAGUCCAUCCAACUUCAGUAGAUAAUACAGAUCGCCGGAGGGCAGCCAUCUGGAGAGAACUCACAUCAGCCUCCAGGGCAAACUCCCUGUGGA